AUCGUCCCAGGCGUUCUCGCUCUGCAUUGUGUUCUGAAAAAAUACCUAAAAUUACGGUAAAACGGCGGAUUUGCGAGGAUGGGGAUAGUGCUUCGUGAAAAGUGAUAGUUGGAGAGGGAAAACAGAUAGGAAACAAUCAUGACCGAACGGUGGCACAUGAACAGUUUGGUGACGACGAAAAGUGGUUUAGGUGUUGGAAGCGCGGAAGGUGGCGGCACAGCAAGUGGCGGCGGCAGCAACGGUGUAGGCAAUCAUGGAUCCAGCUUAGGGAAUGGCAACACGGCGGCCGGAACGACUGACCUCAGCACGGCGGGGAGUGUGGGCGGCGGCGUCAUUGGCGGGGCGCAUGCCUUCGGUGCGGCGAACGGAGAAUCGGGCAUCCUCCGCAAAACGGGACACUACCAUCACCAUCAUCAUCACCAUGGCGGCACCCAGGAGAACUUCGACGAUCUGCUCGUCUUCGGUUACUCGUGCAAAAUCUUCCGCGACAACGAGAGGGCACGAUACAUCGAUCAGGGCCGUCACCUGAUACCGUGGAUGGGCGACAAUCAGUUGAAGAUAGACAGAUAUGAUGCCCGCGGUGCGUUACACGAUCUCGCACCCUACGAACCACCGCCUGGUGGUUAUCGAGAUCGUCUGGAGGGUUUAACGGCGGCCGAGCAGAAGGCGGAACAGUUGUGCGAGGAAGAGCGCUACUACAGCCUUUACCGGAACGAGGUGGAAGAGGAAAUCGCUCAAGAGGAAAGCUUAAAGCGACAGCUAAAGUUGGGCACCGAAAUCCCAUUCGAUUAUGAUGCCCCGCCACAGGAAGGAGCAACGGUGGCUACUGUUGAGCAGCGUUCAGCUUCAGGCAACGAGCAAGACGAUGAUCCUUAUGUACCGCUGGCUAACUUUGAAAUUCCUUCCGACAUUCCACUCCCGGACACGAUGAAGGAACAUGCAAUCAUCGAGAAAACAGCUAAAUUCAUUGCCUCGCAGGAUGCGCAAAUGGAGAUACUGCUCAAAACGAAACAAGCCAACAAUCCACAGUUUGACUUUCUCAACCAGAGCGGCCACCUGUUCCGCUACUAUCGGCAUGUGCUGCUAGCUUUUCGCACCAAUCAAUACCCGAGCAGCAGCAGCACCAGCGGCAGCGAACAGCCGGAAGUGGGUGGUGGUGAUGAUGAGGAGCCGAACUCGCAGCAAAAUGGCACAGCGACAGUAGUCACUCCGAGCGUAGUCGUUCCGACCAUCAAGUACAAGCCCUCGGCGGAUUGUGCUUACACUCAGCUGAUAAGCAAAAUUACCGGAGCACCAAUACCGACGGUAUCGGCGUCCGAAGGAGGUGAGCAAUCGCCUUCGUCCGGAGUGUCGACCCCGACGGGGAUAGAGAAGAAGCUGCCGGUUUCCACCGGUUUGGCAGGGUUGGUGCAGUAUGAUUCGGGCAGUAGCGAUGAUGACGAAGACGGCGACGAUGACAAUGAUGCCAAUGAGAACUCCGAUGCACAACGUAAACGUAAAUCGAAUGAACCGAAGGAAUCUAAAGCUAGACCGCUUUCACCAUUCCAAGGGGUAGUACCUGCACUGACGAUUCAGCACGUGAUUGAUCGGACGGCCAUCUAUGUGGCGAAGAACGGGUACAGCUUUGAGGAAGCUCUGCGCGCCAAGAAUGAUCCACGAUUUGUCUUUCUCAAUCAAACACAUCAAUAUUACCCGUACUAUGCGUACUGUGUGCGCCAGCGAAUGAACGGGGGUGAAAAUGGAACGGCGCAAACAUCUGGUUCAUCGCUUCCGGCAGCAGCUGCAGCACCCAAUUCACCUCCCAAAGUAACGGUUCGAACGGAAACAGGAAACGGUACUGUGGUGGAGACAACGCCUAGUUUGGGCAUUAAAGCGGUCCAUACCGCGGCACCGAAAGUGGCGCCGGUAUCAUCAACAAAAAUUCAACAUCAAAAGCUGGGUGCACCGGUCAGUUUUAUGCUUCCUCGCAAAGCAAAAGAUGAUACCAGUAGUAAAAUGUUGGGAAGCGAUGAUGAUGAAGACGAACAGCAGGUGCGAACUGUCCAGCCAGAGGAAGGAGCGAAGGAAAGCCAGGAGCAACUGCCUGAGCCACCGAAGCAGGAAUCUAAACUCAUUGAAACGACGAAACGAGUGAAAGAGGAACUUCAACCAAAGCCUCCCAUCGCCAUUUUAUACAAGGAAGAAACGGUUGAGCCCCUGCCGGAGCACGUACAAGAAGAGAUCGAAAAGGCAACCGCAGUGGCAGACGAAAGCCAAACAAACUCGCCCACCACGAACCUAGAACCGACCGUCUCGAAGGAAAAGCAAGCUGAACGCAAGAAACGGGCCAGCAUGUUUGUCAAUCUUAUCAAGCACGUGGAUCGUAAGCCAUCGGCCGAUGAACGAGAGCACGUUCCAGAGGCGAGAGCGCGGAUCAUCGAUGGUGGCCAUAUCGCUAGCGAUGUGGAGGAAGGAUCGGUACAAUCGAUUCGCUCCACCAGCUUAUCGCCAAAGGAUCAGAAAGCCGGAAGCGGUAACACCACUACUACCACCACCACGAUAAUGACGACCACGGUGAUCGAGGAUGAUGAUGACGAUGAUGACGAUGUGGUGCUGGUAAGUGAAACGCGGCCCGCGCCCGUUCGACGUUCCCGGACUCGCUCACGUUCUCCACAAAGCCCCAGAAAAAAAUCGAUCGAACGGUCGAGCGAUUCUCGUCGGACGAAGAAGAAAAAAUCUAAAAGCCGUCACCGAUCAUCACGGGCAAAGUCGAAGUCGAAAAAGUCGAAGAAAAGAAAAUCCCGCUCACGAUCCCGAUCGCGGGGGAAGCGAGAGCGUAGUAGAACGCGUCGUGAUCGCAGCAAAACAUCCAGGCGGAGAGGACGCAGUAGUAGUAGCACUAGUAGCAGUAGCCGCAGCCGUAGCCGCAGUCGAAAACGAUCGCAAAGCCAUACGAGCAGCCGAAAUAGUCAUGUGAAGCGGCGCACCGAUGUUCGCCGGCGAGCCCACUCGAGCUCUUCACCGUCCAGAUCACGUUCUCGCUCACGGUCGGCUGGCUCAGCAUCCGGUACUAAACGGUCUCGAAGAAGUGAACGUUCGCCCGUGGAAUCGUCGAAGCGAAAGGGCAGGAAAGAUCGUUCACGGGAAUCUAGUCGCGAUCGGAAGCGUAAGAAGCCGCCAAAGGAUCGAUCCACUAGUCGAGGAUCGCACCGGAAAAGCGAUAGUGAUUCGGAGAGCCGCCGUAGGCGACAGCGACAUCGAAAGAACAGGACGGUCGGUGAAGGUCACGACGAACGGUAUACUGCUCCGUCGAGAGCGAGGUACUGGGAUUGCUAGAGAAUCCAACGAAAUCAUAUCGGAUCGAUCAGGUGUGGUUAGGAGGAGGUACGGAGCCUAAUAACAAAUCACUAGGGAAUUGAUUGGGAUACGUAGAUAUUGUAGUGUAAAGUGGAAGGUUUUAAUAAAACUUCUUUUUUUCUUAACUGAUA
This is a messenger RNA of Anopheles aquasalis, 3467 nucleotides long. RefSeq names its product suppressor of white-apricot (gene su(w[a])). The record is from RefSeq and is a predicted model, not a curated record. NCBI's taxonomy places the organism in Eukaryota, Metazoa, Arthropoda, Insecta, Diptera, Culicidae. Gene Ontology annotation, biological process: mRNA 5'-splice site recognition; RNA processing. Gene Ontology annotation, molecular function: RNA binding.